AAUAUGCUGCCACGUACACACACACGCGAGCCACAUCUCUCGGAAUCUCAAAUGGGCUGUUGCUGCGAUCAAAACGACGUCGGCGAGUCCCUCACGGAACCUCUCGCCGGCGACGAAGCCAUCUCCGCCGUCAUCUUCGUCUCCGAUUUCUCCGCCGUCACGAUCUCGCCGAUGAACUCUCACUUUAUGGCCCUAGCGUGCCGCGACACGUUGCGGCUGAUCUUCCAGAAGCUUUCGGUGGCCGAUUUGGCCCGCGCGAGCUGCGUCUGCCGUCUCUGGAACUCCGUCUCCGGAGAGGAAGACAUGGUGGUUCGGGCUUUUACUUCACCGUGGCGGAUCAAGGAGGUGGUGGGGAAGCCGGCGUCGGGAUCGUUCUGGAGAGACAAUGGGAUCUGGAAGUUCGCGAUCUCGCAUAGGAUUUCGCGUGGAGAUAGCGUCACAAGCCUCGCCGUCAAAUACUCGGUCCAGGUUAUGGACAUAAAGCGGCUGAACAACAUGAUGAGUGACCAUGGGAUUUACUCGAGAGAAAGAUUGCUUAUCCCUAUAAGCAACCCGGAUAUUCUCGUGAACAGCACUUGCUACAUUGAGCUAGACACUUAUGCUAAACGAGAAGUAGCCGUGCUUUACCUUGAAGGAGGACCCGAAAGCGGGCCUGCCUCCACGUUGAAUCUAUCCACCUUAUCAGCCGAAGGAAAGCGAAGGUUAAUCAAUUCUUUAAGGAGAAGCAUGCAAGUGGAUGAUGGAACUGCUCAGUACUACUUGGCCGUCGCAGAAGGGAAUCCCCGUGCCGCUUUUUCCGAGUUCUCAGCUGAUCUCAGGUGGGAGAGGCAGGCUGGCCAAAGCUAGACACUGAAAAAAAUAGCAUUCUCAGACAGCCAACUCGAGGUAAACGCUGUCUCUUGCAGGGUGUGAGAUCACUCCUCAGUAUAUUUUUAAGCUUGGAUUCAGACAGGAGACAUCGUUGCUCAUAUAACUGAACAGAGGUAAAUAUGGAUGAAUAUAUAUAUAUAUAUAUAUAUAUGUUUAUAUCUAUGUGCUUGUUUGUGUUUUCUACGUAGUUGCGUUUGGUAGAAAUGCCUGAAUCCUUGAACAGAGCUUUGAGCAUUAGACCCUUGAUUCAGCAACAGUUGUGUCUGAGAGGAAAGUUGAAAAAUAAAAAUCCACGAUUUUAAAAUAUAAUUUUAGUACAUCAGUUAUAUCAAAAUGUUAAAUCUAGCAUUGGUUAAAGCCGCCACUUGGGAAUUUAUUUGUUGAAUAAAAUGACCAUUUCAUUGA
This is a messenger RNA of Tarenaya hassleriana, 1275 nucleotides long. RefSeq names its product F-box protein At1g55000. The transcript has 3 exons. NCBI's taxonomy places the organism in Eukaryota, Viridiplantae, Streptophyta, Magnoliopsida, Brassicales, Cleomaceae. The record is from RefSeq and is a predicted model, not a curated record. Gene Ontology annotation, molecular function: protein binding. Bases 4 to 846 code for a protein of 280 amino acids.